Messenger RNA from Loa loa (African eye worm), 792 nucleotides. RefSeq names its product single-stranded RNA 5'-3' exonuclease. Lineage: Eukaryota; Metazoa; Nematoda; Chromadorea; Rhabditida; Onchocercidae. The transcript has 7 exons. The record is from RefSeq and is a predicted model, not a curated record. Bases 16 to 792 code for a protein of 258 amino acids. Gene Ontology annotation, biological process: rRNA catabolic process; nuclear-transcribed mRNA catabolic process. Gene Ontology annotation, molecular function: RNA binding; 5'-3' RNA exonuclease activity. Gene Ontology annotation, cellular component: nucleus.
AAAUUUACAGUUGAAAUGGGUGUUCCUAAAUUUUAUCGAUGGAUUAGUGAGCGUUACCCAUGCUUAAGUGAAGUGGUUCAGGAUGAACAGAUUCCGGAAUUUGAUAAUUUGUAUUUGGAUAUGAACGGUAUAAUUCAUAGUUGCUCUCAUCCGGAUGAUGAGGAUGUUUCGUUUCGAAUUUCUGAGGAGGAAAUAUUCCGUGAUAUUUUUAAUUACAUUAAUUUUCUUUUUGGUAUAAUUAAACCGAGGAAAGUUUUUUUCAUGGCUGUUGAUGGCGUAGCACCACGUGCUAAGAUGAACCAACAAAGAGCGCGACGUUUUAUGUCUGCGAAAAAUGCACAAGAAGCUAUGAAUAAGGCAAGAAAGAAUGGGGUGAAAAUUCCGGAUGAAAAGCCAUUUGAUUCGAAUUGCAUUACCCCAGGUACGCAUUUUAUGGCUCGUCUCCAUGAACAGUUGCAGUAUUUUGUGCAAAUGAAGAUUACUACGGAUAGUUGUUGGCAAGGAUUACGGAUAUAUCUUUCUGGUCACAAUUGUCCUGGAGAAGGUGAACAUAAGAUAAUGGAUUUUAUACGUAGUGAAAGAAGUCGUUCUGAUUAUGACGCUAACACAAGACAUUGCCUCUAUGGUCUUGAUGCAGAUUUGAUAAUGCUGGGAAUAUGUUCACAUGAGCCUCAUUUUGCUUUACUGCGGGAAGAAGUGAAAUUCGGAAGACAAAGGAAUCAUAAUGGGAAACAUAAGUCAGUUUUUAGCUUCAUGUAUUCGUCAGUUUGGAAAAUUGUGGUUAGUGUGUGA